CUCGUAAUUCACAACGAGCUCACUAGUUGAAUAUGCUAGCGGAAAAUAGUCAGGCUCAGCCACCACAGAAGCGUAGAUAUGGCGAUAGUUGCGAGGCUUGUAGGAGAAGGAAGAGGAAGUGCGACGCGCACGAAGCGCCCUGUGCUCAAUGUUUAAAGAGUGGUACAGAAUGUGUCUUUCCCGCCAGCGCGGCUCCUGCAAGAUUAGCACGCACAAUGAACGAGUUAGACUACCACAAGGACUUCAUAGGAAAGUUAUUAGCAGCAACUGACGAAUCGAGAGCCGAAAUGCUCGGCGAUUGGUCUAGAAAGCACAGUACUUCAGCUACACCUUCUACUUCCACAAGUACCAUUGAUAGGCGCAAAAGACGAACGAAUAGCGGCGAUAACAUUCGAGAAGAGCCAACUUCUCCCAAGAAGUUUAAGUACAACGCGGCUUCUCAUUUACACUACCUCGAAGAUCCUCAAAGGACAUCGGUAGAAGGCAUUCCAUUAUCGAACGUGCCACCUGAUAGAACUGAAAUUCUAGUUUCCAGCGUCCUAGGGAAUCAAGCACUUUCACCAACGUCUCAGAAUAUCGUGCACGAACAGUACACACCGAGCCAGCGACAAUCUGAUCUCUUAUUGACCACUUAUUUCUGCUGGCAGUGCCCACAACAUCUCACAAUCACGAAAUCACUUUUCCUGAGGGAUAUGAAACAAGGAGGGGGCACUUGGUACUCCCCUUUUCUUCUCAAUGCACUCUAUGCACACGCCUCCAGACACUUGACAACUAUAGAAGCAGGCGGUGACUUUGCAUUUAAAGCUAGAGUUUACUUAGCCGGAGAGCUCGACAAACCAUCCUCUAUACCAACUAUACAAGGCUUGCUCAUUCUCGGCGGUAGAGACUGCGCUCUUGGCAGAAUUUCUCAGGGUUUCAUUCUCGCGGGUAUCGCAUUCAGAAUGAUAUCAGAUCUAGGGAUUGACAAGGAAGAUGAAACAGCUCUGUCUAGUAUAAGCCAUGAAGAGCGUACCGUACACAGGCGGGUAGUUUGGAGUGCGUAUACUUGGGAUAAAUUAAUAAGCUUAGUUUUGGGUAGAGCACCCACUUUCCCGAAACCCCAUUGUCCCUUACCGCAGUUCCACGAUGAUAGUGAUAAUGGCGAAUAUUGGGCACCCGUUUUUUUGGAAGAUGAUGGUCCACCACAGGCAGCAAAUUAUCCGCAGGCACUUGCUCACGAAAGUUUGACAUUUGAGAAUUCUUGCAAAUUGUGGAUGAUCAUUGAAGAUAUCUUGACAACGGUCUACGUUACGAGAGCACCUUUUGAAGAAUGUAAUCAGUUUGUUAGUAAUACGCACAAACAGUUACAGACUUAUAUGUGGACCCUCCCUGGUAGUAUAUCCCUUGAUGUUCGGGCACUUCCUUCUAUAUGUCCACCUGUGCACAUAUUAACAUUAAAUCUCCUCACUCGUACAACCUGGAUUCUACUCUAUAGACCAUACACCCUUGCCUCACCAACACCCCCAUUUUCAAACACACCCUUUCCUGAUUCUAUCGAUAUCUGUAGACGCAAUGCUGCUGAGAUCAAUGCUCUUUUCGGUCUCCAUGAGAAAUCUUUUGAUCUCUGUAAUAUGACAUACCUUAUGACGUAUUGCGCCUACGUUAGUGCCACAAUCGACCUUGCAGAGUUACUCUCCAAUGAUCCUAGCCGUAGUCACGACGCAAGGGAAAGACUCGUGUUGACGUUUAGAGUUUUGGCCAAAGGUGCCGAAUACACACCAGGUUUGCAAAGAUCAAUAGCACUACUCAGGCAGCGGUACCUUCAAAAGACUCAACAACAAGCUGAAGCUCAAGAAGCUUCCAUGUCAGCGCAGGCUCCGCAGGCGAGAAGACCACGCGCUACUGAUACAGGCAUACAUCAUACACCACCAACACCGCAUACUAGUCUUCCUGUUAAAGAUGAACCAAUGAUACAGUCAAAUUCAACAACUACGUCUACAUCUGCAUCUAUGAUGCAACAACCUACUAGUCUUCCUACACCUGCAGCAGAAGAUGGUGAACUCGACCUUGAUGGAUGGUUUAGUGCAAUGACAAAUACAAAUUUCAAUGAUUUGUACUUUGAUGGUACAGAAUUGGGUUUGCAGAAUUUCUUUACACCAAAUACACAGCAAGAGCAACAACAACAACAACAACAACAACAGCAACAGCAACAACACCAACAACCGUUGAAUAACUUAUUCCCAGGAACGCCUUAUGCAGAUUUCUUUGAUAUGUCUUUAGCCACUUUUGACAGUUUGCACGGUUCACUUCCAUCUUUCCAAACGUCGAUAAAGAAUGAGGAAGAAUAG
Molecule: messenger RNA, 2327 nt
Organism: Wallemia mellicola CBS 633.66
Lineage: Eukaryota; Fungi; Basidiomycota; Wallemiomycetes; Wallemiales; Wallemiaceae
Exons: 5
Coding region: 33-2327 (764 amino acids)
Biological process (GO): DNA-templated transcription; regulation of DNA-templated transcription
Molecular function (GO): zinc ion binding; DNA-binding transcription factor activity, RNA polymerase II-specific; DNA binding
Source: RefSeq, a predicted model, not a curated record